Messenger RNA from Leptopilina heterotoma, 1533 nucleotides. It is a transcript of the gene Ccz1, whose product is annotated as vacuolar fusion protein CCZ1 homolog. Gene Ontology annotation, cellular component: intracellular membrane-bounded organelle; Mon1-Ccz1 complex. The record is from RefSeq and is a predicted model, not a curated record. Bases 71 to 1468 code for a protein of 465 amino acids. NCBI's taxonomy places the organism in Eukaryota, Metazoa, Arthropoda, Insecta, Hymenoptera, Figitidae. The transcript has 9 exons. Gene Ontology annotation, biological process: vesicle-mediated transport.
GUAUUGUCAGCACUCAAAUGAAAUGUUCAAGUUCUUUGUUGCCACUGCAAUAGCAAUCUAACCUAAAAAAAUGUCCGACUCUGAAGUAACUUUACAGCAUUUUUAUGUUUUCAAUAGUACAUACGCUGAAAAAGAAGGGGAGGAGAAGAAUAAAAUUUUGUACUAUCAUCCACCAAAAACGGAUGUUGAUACGCAGAUAAAAAAUAUAGGCCUUAGUGAGGCAAUUAUUAAAUUUACUGAAUCAUUUAAUCCUGGACAAAAAUGCGAUUAUUGUCACACACAAAAAACUCGGCAAGUUUAUUAUCAGCCAGAGCCAGAAUUUUGGAUGGUGAUGACUGUAGGGGUGCCUUUUGUAAUGAAAGAAAAAGACGGAAACAAAUAUCCAGAAUAUCAAUAUGAUGAAGUUUCAAGCAGUGUUUGUCAAGCGAUUCUCAAGCAAACGUAUGCAAUAUUCCGCCUUUUUAUGGGUUCGUUUGAGACGAUAUUAAAUGAACCUGAUUGUGGCUCUGUAAUUUUGUUGAAACACAAGCUCGAUCAUUUUUAUUCAUGGUAUUUAUUAUCGUUGAAGUUGAACAAUAGUGAUAUUCUUGACAUUUUCCAAGGACUUCAGUUUCUUCCUCUGGAUAAAGCGACUUUUUUGCGAGUCCAGUGCUUUAUGAAUUUGUUGGAGGCGACGUUUCCGCUAGUUAAAUACACUGCAUUCCUGUAUAAUGAUCAACUUGUCUGGAGUGGACUCGAACCGGACGAUAUGCGAGUUGUGUAUAAUUACUUAGUGAGCACUCUUUUGCCCGCCUAUCUCGAAAAGGAGUUGGAAGGAGGUUCAAUACCGAGAAAUUCCUCUUCUGCAUUUACAGCAGCUCAUUAUGGAAAAUUCGUAACAGGACCAUCGAGUGUGAAUGACGUGAAGAAGUUGCCAAAGGUCUUUAUUAAUUACUCGACGAAACCAGUUUCGUUGUAUUUAAUUGUUUAUCGAGCACUCAGCGCCACCGUCUGCUUAUUUGUGGACAGCAAGACGAGUCCUCUUCCCGAGUUUUAUAAAAGUCUGGAUGCAUUUCUGGGACCACAAUUGACAACUUUAGUUAGCUCUGUUGCCGAUCAAUGUGCAAAACAUGUGGCAAUCAGUUCGGAGUCGAAUCCAAAGUAUCUGUAUUUUAAUAAACUCAAUCUAGCCUAUAAAAGUACCAUUCACUUUGAUAAUCGUCGCUGCUCAAAUGUGUUAACAACUCCUGAAGUUUUGAGGAUAAUCACGGAUAUUAAUAGCGAUGCAAACAGACUUUAUAUUCGCAGAAUGAAUGAAACUGGCGAGGUUGUUAUAAAGACGAUGAGCGAUUAUUGGAUUGUAGGAAAAGUUUCAAAUUUAAGAGAAUUUUAUGUCGUUCUUCAGCAGAAGAACGCCAGUAUUAUUGAAAUUGACGAUGAAGUUAAAAGACUAUGUGAACAACAAUUGAAAAGUAUCUUCUUCGAUUAGUCUUGAAAUUUGCAAUAAGAAAUAUAAAUAUUCAAAUUUAUAUUUUCUCUUGAUACAUUUUUGAA